GCGCUCUCUGUCUCCCUCCAACGAGAAUAGGAAAAGCCCGCUGAAUCCAAAACACUGCGAAGACGUUGGAACUUAGACGUUACUCGAACGAUCUCCGCAACAGACAGAGAGAGAGAGAGAGAGAGAGAGGUGGAUUGCUUGCUUAUCCUCGAUCAGGCCUCAUUCAUUCACGCAUUCGCUGUUACCCUUUUCUUCGCUUUCUAGUAAAGCACAGCACACAGAGAGAUACAGAGAAAAAGAAAGAUUUCUUAAAUCUUCAAAAGGUUAGCUUUUGGGUAUAUUCUGCAUGAAAGAAUUAUUUCUUAUUCUCCUAUAGUACCAGAACAAGUCGCGGACCUUUUUGUUGAGUUUACAACAUUUCAGUCAAUGGUUAAGGCACCAGAGGGAGGUGAUUCUGUGGGAAAACCAGCUGUUCUACAUGGUGGACAAAAUAAACACCCUGAUUUUCGAAGGGCUUCUAGUAGAUCUUACGGUGAUGGAGGUAAUUUGAGACGACACUAUGUGGGAAAUUCAUCUACUCCAAACUAUGGACAAAAUAUCCUUCCCUCUCGUUUCAGAGCUUCUACUGGUUCAUUACAUGAUGUGGCUAGUUCAGGGAGAAACUCUACUGGAAACCCAAGUUCUCUGAACAGUAGGGAAAGUGUUAUCCCGCAUUAUCUCAGAGCUUCUACUGGUUCUUGCCAUGAUUUCUGUAAAUAUGGAAGGAAACAUGCAGUUGAAGUGAAGCCAAGGAGUUCUUUUCCAAAAAGAAUAAUAACAACUCCAUCGGAUAGGCAGAGUCCAGCAGAAUCUGGAGUUCCAGCAGAGAGGACAACAAAGAAAGUGGUGAAGCCUAAGCCUUCUAUUGUUUCCAAAACCGUUUAUUCUGAUUCUCCCAACAUUCCUAAGCACAAAGUUUCAUCAACAUCAACAGAAGUUGGAGUUUCUUCUACACAAGCUUCAUCAAAUGAGAAGCAAAAUAAUUUUUUGGGAAAACGCAAUCCUUCUGCUAAACCAAAAACCAUGAAAGUGAAGCCAUUGUAUACUUCUGAUGCUGCAGGGAGUCUGAAUGGCGGAAGAGAAAGGGAAACCAAGAUAGGCAAAAAGAUAGGGAGUUCUAAAGCAGUUUUGAAGAAGGUACUCAAAUCACCAGCAGCUUCGCUCUUCCCCAAACCUUCCCUGAAUAGAACUGCAAGCUUAACUGUUGAAAACUCCAGAAGCCUGAGAAUUUUGUGUCCUCCAAAGGAUCAGAAGAGGAUUCGAAAACCUGAAGCCAAACAACCAAACAAUGAGAAAGUCCCAGAGAAAACCUUGAAUGCUACCAAGGUUGAAACUCUGAAUAAAGCUCUGGAAUCUGAACAAAGUGCUGGAACCAUUCAUUCUCCCCCGUCUCCAGUGCUUCCAUUACCGAAGCUUUUGUCCCUCCCCAAAUCCCCACCAACUUUAUUUCAUGUUGAUGAAGCUCAAGAGGAGUUUGAAAUCACAGAUAGUACUAUUCAUUUUCCUCCACCUCAAUCGCUGUCAUCGCCUAAGCUUUCAUCUCUGCCAAAAUCCCCAUCAACUUCAGUUCAUGAGGAUGAAGCUCAAGAGGAGUUUGAAAAAACAGAUUGCACCAUUCACUCUCCUCCACUUCAAUCACUGUCAUCACCCAAACUUUCGCCCCUCACAAAAUCCCCAUCUUUGUCAUGUCACGAGGAUGAAGCUCAAGAAGAGUUAGAAUACACGCAUGGUACAACUCAUUCUCCUUCACCUCAAUCGUUGUCAUCACCUAAGCUUUCCUCUCUCCCAAAAUCCCCAUCUUUGUCAUUUCAUGAGGAUGAAGCUCAGGAGGAGUUUGAGAUCGCAGAUAGUACCGUUCAUUCUCCUCAACCUCAUUCGCUAUCAUCACCUAAGAUUUCAUCCUUCCCACAAUCCCCAUCUUUGUCAUGUCGCGAGGGUGAAGCUCAAGAGGAGUUAGAAUGCACAGAUAGUACCAUUCAUUCUUCUCCACCUCAAUGGCUGUCAUCACCCAAUCAUUCAUCCCUCCCCAAAUCCCCAUCCUUAUCUUUUCAUGAGGAUGAAGCUCAAGAGGAGUUUGAAGUCACAGAUUGUACCAUUCAUUCUCCUCCACCUCCAUGCCUGUCAUCACCUAAGCUUUCGUCCCUCCCCCAAUCUCCAUCUUCAUCAUUUCAAGAGGGUGAAGCUCAAGAAGAGUUUGAAUACACAGAUAAUACUAUCCAUUCUCUUGCACCUCAACCACUGUCAUUACCAAUUCUUCCCUCCCUGCCGAAACCUCCAUCUUUGUCAUCUCAUGAGGAUGAAGCUCAAGACUUGGUAUGCACAGACAGUGCCGUUCUUUCUCCGCUGCCUCAGUCACCAUCAUCACCCAGAUUUUCAUCCCUCCCAAAAUCUCCCUCUUUGUCAUGUCACGAGGAUGAAGCUCAUGGGGAGUUUGAAUACACAGAUAGUGAGGCAGAUGAAUAUGAUGACUCUAUCUCCGAAAGCAGCGAUAUUAUGGACUUGCACGAUGCAGAAAUUUUAGAUGGGAAUCUCAACAGGGUACCUAAAAAGGCUGGAAUUAGUCUGUCUGAAGAUAAAGAUUGUGUGCCUAUAAAAUUAAAGUUCAGGCGGGGAAAGGUGGUUGAACUUACUAAAGAGAAUAGCGGCCCUAGGAGGCUCAGAUUCAGGCGGGGAAGAGUGAUAGGGGAAAACCAAGAUACCAACACCGAUUUUCGAAGGAGAAAAUUUAAAGAGAGAGGAGUUGAUCUUCAAACAAAUGGUACAAAUGGUGAUUCUGGAAAAGUUGUUUUGAGGCAUCAAGAUGCGGAGGAGAAGAAAGAUGCACUUGGUUUGUUCAAUAACGUGAUUGAAGAGACGGCGAGUAAGCUUGUUGAGAGUAGGAAGAGUAAGGUUCAGGCUUUGGUGGGUGCGUUUGAAACAGUUAUAUCCCUACAAGAGAGUAAACCUUCAACACAAACUGUCUCUUGAGGGCAAGCCAAGUUUUUCCUCGUUGUUUUGCUUUUGUAAAGAAAUGGUACAAAAAAAUAACCUCAGUUUUUAAUGGAGGACUGAAUUUUAGGAACUUGUGAAUUUGCAAUAAGUAGAUUGCUUCAGCUGAGUUUAGAAAGCUUGGAUUUCAGAGAGUUGAUUUGGAACUCACUCGUUCUGAUUCUGACCUGCUUCGCAUCCAUUUCUCAAGGGGGAAUGCUUCUUCUUGUGUCUUACUUUUCUCUUUUUGUUAAUCUGCAUUGUGAGUGAAAUUUAGUACUCUCUUAACUUCAUCUACUACUAGAAGGGGAAGAAAAAUAACAAUGCAAUUUGACUGUUUUUGUUGGUUGUUGA
Rhododendron vialii is the source of this 3300-nucleotide messenger RNA. RefSeq lists its product as uncharacterized. The transcript has 3 exons. NCBI's taxonomy places the organism in Eukaryota, Viridiplantae, Streptophyta, Magnoliopsida, Ericales, Ericaceae. Gene Ontology annotation, molecular function: calmodulin binding. The record is from RefSeq and is a predicted model, not a curated record. Bases 367 to 2946 code for a protein of 859 amino acids.